Molecule: messenger RNA, 1154 nt
Organism: Oryzias melastigma (Indian medaka)
Lineage: Eukaryota; Metazoa; Chordata; Actinopteri; Beloniformes; Adrianichthyidae
Gene: b2m
Product: beta-2-microglobulin
Exons: 4
Coding region: 96-446 (116 amino acids)
Biological process (GO): antigen processing and presentation of exogenous peptide antigen via MHC class II; peptide antigen assembly with MHC class II protein complex; immunoglobulin production involved in immunoglobulin-mediated immune response
Cellular component (GO): MHC class II protein complex
Molecular function (GO): MHC class II protein complex binding
Source: RefSeq, a predicted model, not a curated record
CCAGUUUUUAUCCUGAAAACUAGGUUUCGUUUCCAGUGUCCUCUCGGGUUUGGGAAAGGACGGACGUGGUUUGUUUUCUCGGAGAAAAAAAGAAAAUGAAGGAGCUUCUCUUCGUCGCGGCUCUGGCUGCUCUCUGCUGUGCAGCAUUUUCCAAAACAUCCCCUCCAAAGGUUGAGGUGUACAGCCGUGACCCCGGCCAGUAUGGGAAGGAUAACACUCUGAUCUGCCACGUCAGCAACUUCCACCCCCCAGACAUCACCAUCCAGCUCCUGAAAGAUGAUGUUGAGCUCUCAAACCCCAAGCAGACCGACCUGGCGUUCAAACAGAACUGGCACUUUCACCUGACAAAGAGCGCUCCCUUUACACCAGAGGCCGGAGCCAAGUACACCUGCAAGGUCACCCACAGCGGCGUGGCCAAAGAUUACACCUGGGAGCCCAACAUGUAACCGUCAUGGAGGAAGACCCAGGCUGACCCCAGCUGUUCUGGACAGAUCUACAGCCUCAUCAUCUCUUCAAUCAAAGCAUCUGUUUUCUCACUUCAAUUCUCACAAGCAUAACGUCAGCUUUACAGGUGGUGGUCAGUCUUCACAUUAUGUUGUAUGAUGAUUUGUAACUAAGUGUUUUGUUCAAUUUGCUGUUUUUCACGUCUGUGUGAGAUUCCAAAACUUUAUUUCCUGUUCUUUGUUUAACUUGAAUAAAUUAAGUUGUUUUCCUAACAAGAAUCGAUUUGUGGCCAAACUGUAUUGUGUGCUCUGUAUUUCAUCAUUAUAAAUUGAUUCAUCAACAAAUUGUUUUCUAAGGUUUCUAAUAAAUGUCUGCCUUUUGGAAUAGUUUUGGCAUCACUAAGGAGCAUCUUCAAUUCGAUUUGAUAUUGGAACAUCUGAACAUCAAACAUAGAUUUGAGAGCUUUAAACACAGCUAAAGUGAGUUUUGAUCACAGGUAAUGCUAGCAGCUGUUUGGGGUUUUUUGCUAACUUAAAACAGACUUUGUUGAGAUUUAGUUUAGGAGACCCCAAAUGUGUAUUUGAAUAUAUCCCACUUUUCAUGAACUCUGCUGCUGAUUUGUUUGUACAAGUUUGGACCACAAGGAAAAUCCUUGAAUGACAGAAAAUGUCUUCUGUAAAAAAAAAAUUAAUAAAUUAAAUGAAAAAAAA